Gorilla gorilla gorilla (western lowland gorilla) is the source of this 1457-nucleotide messenger RNA. RefSeq lists its product as uncharacterized. NCBI's taxonomy places the organism in Eukaryota, Metazoa, Chordata, Mammalia, Primates, Hominidae. The record is from RefSeq and is a predicted model, not a curated record. The transcript has a single exon. The coding region runs from base 594 to 1235 and encodes 213 amino acids.
ACACUCUACUCUGCAGCCUGACAGGGGCUCACCCUCCGCCCAACACCUGGCCCUCCAGGAAUUCCCCACCUGCUGCUAGCCUGCCCGGUCCUGCAGCCAGGGCUUCCUGGGCCACGAAGGGUUAAUGACCUGUGUUUUGGCUACCCAGUUCCGUUAAUGUCCCUGGGGUAAACUGAGGCAGGAAGCAGAAGGAAAUGAUCUGCCCAGCCUUUGGCCUCUGCCAGACAAUCUCUGUAUCCAGGAAAGCUCAUUCCAGUGCUCCAGGGCUACAGGCCACCUCUGCUCCCUGUCCCCUCUCUUCCCAGAACCCAGCAGUUUGGCUUGUAGCCCCUCGCCAUCUGAGACAGUUCCCAGAACCCAGGUUCUCAGGGACUCAGCAGUUGGAGUUGAGCCCAGCCUCUUCUCCUCUCAGGAAUGCAGGACCCUAAGGCUUGGGAACUGAGGUAUCUUCGCCACCAGGAAUCCAGCUCCUUCCCCUGCCAGAAGCCCAGAUCCCAGCCCCUGACCUCCCAGGUCUCUCGCCCUCAUUCUCCUGUUACCUCCUGAGCAGGUGCUUUGACUCCACCCUCCAGACUCAGAGGUCCCCACCUCCAAUGUCCCCCACCAAGGAUUCCCACCCCAGUCCCCAUUUUCCACGGGACUCAGGCAUUCAUGCCCCCACCCCUCCGGACUCAGGAGCCCUGACCCUCAGCCCCCCAGUUUCCCAGGGCCCUGGCGUGGGGCCCAGGACAGGGCGAGGUAACAGGUUAUGCCGGCCGCCCGGCCGCAGCGCGGCUCGGAGUUUCUGUUUACUUCCCGGUCCGCCCCUGGGGACGGGAGCCCUGGGCUCCCCUAGGGCUGCUCAGGGGCUGGGGUUCAGGGGCUCGGGUCAGAGGGCCCGACACAACAGCUUUACCAGCCCCAGCCCUCCGGGGGGUCACCACCCACUAGGCACACACACGCGUGCUCUCCCUCCUCCUCUCGCCCGGUGUCCCUGUGCAGCCCUGCUCGCAGGACAUGAGUGUCACGGUGGUCCCAGCCCAGCCGCCCCCAGGCCGCUCCCGGGGAUCUCCCUGACCUGGCCCUCGCGGGCCCCGCUCCCCCGCCCCGCUCCACGCGAGAGACAGGGACCGGGAGACCGCUCCCCCUCCCCUUCCGCACCUAGCUGCCCAGGUGUUGGGGCCUCCAGCCCCCCGACCCCCAGCCCCAGGCGUCGGAAGCCCAGAGAAGCGGCUGGGCUCACCCCCGACGGCUGAGUUCCUGCCGGCGCCCCCGGUUCCCCGGCGAUCCCGGUUCCCCUGCCCCCGCCCCGGCUCCCCCACCUUCUCCGCCGACGCGGCCGGACCAGGCCCUCCCCAGGCUCGAGGGGCCCGGCCCUCGGCGUCCCCCAGGCUCUCACCCGAAGCCGCCGGGCUCCCUCCGAGGUCCCCGCGGUCUCCGGUCCCCUCUUCCGGAGGCGGCUCCAGGUGUGCGGCCAA